AUGGAGGGUCUGGGGAGCCUACUAUCCACUGGUUCAGACAAGAACCUUGUAAAAGGACUGCUCGAUGGCACUGGUCUCUCUGCUCUCCAGCAGCCUCUGAAUGAUGUGACCGACAAAGUCAGAGACCUCAAAGAGUCUGCUCGGGGUGUGCUGAACAGCGCCCUGCCGGCAGGCAUCGGCAAUGGACUCUCAGACCUGCUGAAAAAUGCUGACCUGGAACAGCUCUUGCUGGGAUUACAUGUUGAAAAAGUGACUGUGGAGAGCAUGAAGUCAACCAUGACAGGUGACGAGAUCCACGUCCAAGCCAUGACUACCAUCUUCAUAGGAGGAAACGGCCUCUUGGGACCUGUCCUCAGCCUGGUGGGAUUUAACGUGCAUGGGGAUGCGGCUCUGAAGAUUGGCCUUUCCACAAAUGACACCCACUGUGUCAAACUCCAGGUCCAGGAAAAAGCCUUCGAGGUUAAGAAAGUGACUCUUCAACUAAUACAGACGGUCACGGAUAUUUUGCCUUUGUCUCUCCCUUUACCCUUGGAUGACAUUGUUCUUCAACUGUUGACAGUAAAAAUAAGUAAAAAUAUGGAAGAACCAAACUCCUGUGACAUUGUUCUCAGUGACAGCAGCGACUGCAAGAAUUCUACGGGCUUGUUCACAUACUCCUUUGAAAGUUCCAGAAUGUCCCCCCAGGGUCUUUCAACAUUCUACUGUGCUGAAGCCCACUUUAACAAAAAUGCAGUUGCUGUGCCUGGAAGUUCUCUCUCUUCAGUUACUAAAAAUGCCAGCAUUUCUCUAAUUCUAUCCCACAUGAUGCUCAAGGCCAUCAUCACUGACACUGCCAAGCAGAGCUCUGUGCAGAGAAAUAACCUGGAUGCAAGAAUCACCAAACUAACCUACUCCCACCAGCCAGCCAAUCAAAUCCAAGCCAGCUACUGGGUUAACAUCGCCAAGGAUGGUGAGCGCCCUGUCACCGGGAAAACGGACUUAAUCAUCUCAUUGGUGUGCAAGAUUUCAAAAGACAAACUGAUCACAGACAUCAGACUUCUGAGCUCUGAACAUAGUACAACACCCCCCGAUGCUAUUGACCAGGUACAAGGAGAGAUGGCUGAGGUUCUGAAGAAGUUCUGGUCUGGCCUUACUGAAUAUGUUAAACAAUGGAAUAUACCACCACCAGUAAUCUCAAACCUUCUAGACAACGUCAAUUUUGAAGUGCUUAAGUCGAAGGACCUUCAGGCAGCAAAGUGAACCUAGCUUACCAGAAGCCAAGCAAUGU
Saimiri boliviensis boliviensis (Bolivian squirrel monkey) is the source of this 1267-nucleotide messenger RNA. Its product is annotated as vomeromodulin-like. Gene Ontology annotation, biological process: sensory perception of smell. The record is from RefSeq and is a predicted model, not a curated record. NCBI's taxonomy places the organism in Eukaryota, Metazoa, Chordata, Mammalia, Primates, Cebidae.